GAAUCAGAUAUCGACACCGCAGACUGCUUCUCGUCCAGCUGGUUUACUCACCGUUUGUCUGCUUUGCUGUUCCUGCUUCUCGGCCUGGAAGCCAAUUGACCGCGCACCCGCCUCCACUGCCUCCAUCCAUCCGCUCCCCUCCGGCGCCGCACCUCCUCCUCACCACCACCACCCACUCUUUCUCCUCUCCACCACCACCACCACAGAAAUGAGCUCCUACUCCCGCGGCCCCGAAUACUUCCAACCCCGCAACCGCCUCUCGAACCCGACGCCAAGCGCGGUCCUGCGCUCCCGCACCGGCCGCAAGAUCAUAAUCUACUUCCUCGCGCUCGCCGUCGUCUGCAUCUUCAUCUACUUCUCCUUCAAGGACACGCGCGAGGUGCAGCAGACCGAGCGGGAACUUGCCGAGCGGUUUGCGAACUCAAGAGUUUACCAGUCGGGCGGGAAUGCCGUCGACCCGAAUUCGCCGGUUGGGGAUGAGACGGUUGAGGAUUUUCCGCAGGCGGAGGAACCGGUGGUGAAUAAAAAGGCUGUACAUGAUAGUGCUGCGGUCGCGAAGGAUAUAGGCGAGGACGCCUAGUCUGCUUGCUGUUGUUGUUUGUUACGAUCCUUGUUUGUUUUUACGAUGGUUGUUUGAGUUAUGUAUGGUUUAAUGUGGUUUAUGUCAAUCAUGCCGAGUCUAGAUAGUAUCUAGACCUCUCUCCGACGAAAAUACGAGCCAUGAUCGAGCAGGGUACUAUCCUCCACUCUCUAUAAUAGAAAAG
Myxozyma melibiosi is the source of this 764-nucleotide messenger RNA. RefSeq lists its product as uncharacterized. The record is from RefSeq and is a predicted model, not a curated record. Bases 209 to 580 code for a protein of 123 amino acids. Lineage: Eukaryota; Fungi; Ascomycota; Lipomycetes; Lipomycetales; Lipomycetaceae. The transcript has a single exon.